Messenger RNA from Hemiscyllium ocellatum (epaulette shark), 3891 nucleotides. Its product is annotated as photoreceptor cilium actin regulator-like. The record is from RefSeq and is a predicted model, not a curated record. NCBI's taxonomy places the organism in Eukaryota, Metazoa, Chordata, Chondrichthyes, Orectolobiformes, Hemiscylliidae. The transcript is spliced from 2 exons. The coding region runs from base 1 to 3891 and encodes 1296 amino acids.
AUGGGGUGUGCGCCAUCUCACAGUGAAAUAAUCCAACACCUUGCAAAAAACACCUUGAGGCCUCUGAAGAAAUCCGCAGCCCAAGGGUUGGCAGAUAGGACACACACUGAGACCCAAACCCACUCGGUCAGUGGAGGGUCAGGCAACUCUGACAGCGACUCCUUUGAGAAUGGUCAGGAAAAUGCCAUCCAGCUGAGAGGUGAAGAGGACCAGCAUAACACAGAAAGGAGCUAUUGCCAGAGCCUGCCUGACUUGGCAGUGCCUGCUCGAUCACCCAAACUUUACAAUGGAGAAACAAAGAGAGAAGAAUUGGCAGCUGGUACCAAGGUGGCAGUGCCAGAGGUUCCAGUUUCACAGAAGUAUGUACCUUGGGAAUUUGCUGAUCAGAAACAGCACUCACAAAGCGAUAGCAACUCAGCUCAGCAACCCAGGAGAAGCAGGAAACAAAAAUGUCGUCAGGCCCCCAAGCAGGUCAAGAGCACCAAACAGAGGGAAAAGAGUCGUUCUCAAUCAGUGGAUGAAGAGAAAGUAGAUUUUCCCAGCUCCAUGGUUAAUGCCCACCAAGUCGUGUAUGCUUACCUUAACCCCAGCCUUUCCAAAUACGAUGCAGUUUUGCGUUUAAUUGAGCAGGCCGCACAGACUCAAUUCAUCCUCCAGCAGAUGGUGAGCUUCCAGACACUGCGCUUCGAGGAGGUAAACUGCAUCCUACGGGAAAUAGCUGGUGAAGGUGAGAGGCUAGUGAAGGAUGUUGGAGCACAGCUCGCGUGGCCUGCUGGAAUAGGAGCCCCACAAGACCAGCCCGAUCUCCUGCAACAACUGCUGUUGUACACUGUCAACAAGAUGCAGGCAACCAAUGGGACAGUGACCUCCCUGACGACCUCAGCCCUGCAGGAAGCAUGCAGAUACCUGCAUUCAGCCACGGACACUUUCCAGAACAGAUUAAUGGUAAAACAGGGAGUGGAUGAGCGGUUGCAAAAAAUGAUAGUUCAAUUGGAGGCCUGCGCAAGGCAACAACCUCACAGCAAACCCAGGGACACAGCCCUUCAUUCAGAGGAUAGUGGCAUUGGAGGAGAUACUGAUUCCAUGAAAGAAUACUGGAACCCUGAGAAAUGUGGACGGUGUACAAGUUCAGAUUCCAAUGCACAUCUCUUAAGCAGAGAUGCUCAUCAGCACCCUUCAUGUAUACAAGAAACCCUUUCUCACGUAACAGUCUGUACUUCAAAAUCAUAUGAUACUGCAGUCGAUCAUCAAUUUAAAGGCAACUUUUACUCAACUCAUGAGGAGAAAGUAUCAUCCUCUGUGUCAGUCAGUACAUCUCAAUAUGCACAAAUCCAGAAUAGAUCAUUCGGCUCUUUUGAGUCACUAACAAGCACUGAGUGUGAGGCCCUUAUUCGGACAGAGUCAAUGGAUUUCUGCUCCCUGGGUGAAGAUGAAGAAGAAGAAACUAUUUCAGACAUAAUUGUCAAUGGGACACCCCAACGGCCCUGGUCAUCCCCUCCAGAAAGUGAAGCUCUGCGGUCUAUUCCAAAAAGGAUGGACAUCCCAGAGAAUGAAGAAAUGACCAUUAAGAUGAAAGACGCCAUUAGUGGCAAAAUCCAGUUCGUCCCAAUCAACCCGGGGUCAAAUGCUUGGUCAGAUGAAGAGGGCAAAUUGCGUCCAGUCAGACCAAGUACUGCCAAGGGUGGCAAAACUCGUGUUGUCAAAAAGCGGCGAUCAAAGUCCGCUGAGUCACUCAAAAGCAAGGCAGAGGACCCAACCCUGCUGGAGCUUCAGAGAACCCAAAAGGAUCUGAGCAGGCGGCUGGAGAAGAUGCUGCAGCCCAAAAGUGAAAACAGCAAAGGAGGCCUUGAACAGAGGAAGAUGCCAGCAAUGCCAAAGCUGCCAACCAGUCUGCCUGGCACAGGCCAGACAGUGCCUAGCAACAAGCUGAAAGCCUCCCUCCACAGCAACUUCAGUAUUCUGCCCAGUCAAGAGAAAAUGCACCUCAGGAAAAUCCCUGCUGGGUCAUGCUACCAGACCCAGACCCAAAACCAAACUGAGACUCAAAGCCAGGCGCUGCAGACACAGAAUCAGAACCACACCCAGGCCCAGGCCCAAGACCAAAUCCAGAACCAUGCUCACAUGCAGUCUGAGGACCAAGCUCAGGAUCAGAGCCAGGAGUCCCAGACCCAGACCCAGACUGUGGCUCAGGUUCUUGCUGAAGAAAAGCAAGUGGCUUCCUGUCCUACUGCCAUUCGCAAGCAGCGGACAGGAGUGCAGGAACUGAUUACCACCUUCAGCCAGAGAAGUGCUGGCCUAACAACCAGCGAUGCUCCUCUCCCUCCCCCGACUCUCGGGCUGGGACAGGCCCCGGCCCCAGCAGGAACCGGUGGGAGAGGUCCCUUCACCAGCGGCUCCCGCAAGCUGCAGGCUGGCGACCAACCCUGGCCACAAUACAAAAUCAUUAACCUCCGUUACGCUGGGGCCUCUUGCAGCCCCCAGGAAAACAGAACGACCGAGUGCUCUCCCAAGCCCAGCAGACCAGGGCCCUCCACUGGGAAAGAGGCCGAGGCCAAUUCAUCCAUCGAUGAAGCAGCAGCUCCAGCCAAACUCUCCCAACACUUCUCCUCCUCCCAAUCCUGCCGGGCCGCACCGGGAAGCCCAGCUCCCAAUCCUUCAACCCCCACCUCGAGGAAGGCCUUCCUCACCACCACCCUGCCGUCCCGAAAUCUCUACCUACCGGCAGGUUACACCACACCCUCUGCCUCCGGAAAGAGAUGGCCAAACAUGAUCAGGGGCUCCGAGCAGCCGAACCUACCCGCCGCUCAGGACGAACUGAGCUCCCUGGUUAGCCCUCCUCCUGUGUCCAUUAAACCGCCUGGCCUCGCGACAGGCAUUCUCCCGCCCAGCCUUGUGAUGGGCACUCUCCCGCCCGGACGCCCGAUCCAUCACCAACCGCCCAGUCCCCCGGUCCAUCGUCAACUGCCAAGUCCCCCGGUCCAUCGUCAAACCCCGAGUCCCCCAGUCCAUCGCCAACCGCCCAGUCCCCCGGUCCAUCGUCAAACCCUGAGUCCCCCAGUCCAUCGCCAAUCGCCCAGUCCCCCGGUCCAUCGUCAAACCCCGAGUCCCCCAGUCCAUCGCCAAUCGCCCAGUCCCCCGGUCCAUCGUCAACUGCCAAGUCCCCCAGUCCGUCGCCAACUGCCGAGUCCCCCGGUCCAUCGUCAAACCCCGAGUCCCCCAGACCAUCGCCAACCGCCGAGUCCCCCGGUCCAUCGUCAACCUCCCAGUCCCCCUGUCCGUCGCCAACUGCCCAGUCCCCCGGUCCAUCGCCAACCGCCGAGUCCCCCGGUCUAUCGUCAAACCCCGAGUCCCCCCGUCCAUCACCAACUGCCCAGUCCCCCAGCAGUGAUCAACAGCAUUCCUCCGCAAAAAAGACCCCUUGACCGCCCAGAGAAACCUGGAUCCAACGCCUCAUCCAUCUUCUGCCCGCUCUCCGACUCUAUUUUUGAAUCCCAGCCGCCUUCUCCACUAGUGGACAGAGUGAAUACAGUAGCUCAACCGCAAAGCAUCAUUCCGGGGGACAUCAGCCCACUCACAUCUAGAGUUGCAUGGAAGAAUAAUUUCACAGUCAGGCAACCGAGCGACAGGCCGAGAAGGUUGGCCUUGAGUGGUGUCCACCCACAACCUUUUGUGAAGAAGAAUCACCUUCUUGACUUUAAAUCUGGGAUUCAGAACCGACUCUCUGCAACUAGUUCAGCUACAAGUGAACCCACUCUACAGAGCAUUGGUUUAGAUGGGAACUUUGAGAAAGAUGAUGAUCCAUGGACAAGGCGUUGUAUGUCAGAGAUGAGAGGGGCUAGCCGAUCGAUCUCCCACCCAGAACUGUGUAUCGUUGGCCAGGGGCUUCAAUGA